AUUCGGUGUUGCUUCCACCUCUCCCCUCUCCCUCUUGCUGGCGAUGCCACCGCUCUCCCUUUUGUCCAUACAGCGGCGGUGCCGUCCCCCCUAUACUCCACAUCACGUCGCCCAACUCACCCUCGGUCUUAUUCUUAUUCUUCCUCUUAAUAACAAUCGUAGCACCUCUCAUAGAUGCACAAACAUGUCUUCCUCUCUCUUACUUUCAUGAAAUUCCAAUUUGAAAAGGUGUGUAAUUCAAUCUGUGAUUGUAAUAAAAGUUUAUGAAAAAGUUUGAUUCUUGUGUUUUUGUUAAGUUUGUUAUGACGGAUUCAUCAAGAGAAGAAAGCUUGUAAUCAGAAACGGCAGUGGCGUCGCCAGAGAGAGGGAGAUACGGUGGCGUCGCUGGAGAGAGGCGGCAGUAGCACAAUGAUUGUGAGAACUGAGGAAGAAGGUGAAAGAGCGUUGUGAAUAGAGAAGUGCGCGUAGCCUUGUUUUUCAUUAAAUAUGUGAAUUUUCUAAACUUUUUAAUCUUAGCCCUUGGUUUUAUUUGUUGCCACAUGUCACACAUCCAAAGAAUGAAAUGGAGGAAAUCUAAAUGGAGCAAAGAUGGACUCGGACUCGUCUGUGUUUGUUAGUGCACACACGACAAAUAUCUGUAUGUGAGAUAGAUAAUAGAUAAGUGAUUUGAAGAAAGAAGUGGGAACAGUUGGUGGUUUGUUAUUUCAAUGGAGAAAGCAGCAAGCAGUGUGUUGAAGCAGAUGAACAUCACCAGUCGUCUUGUUCUUCCCGGCAGUUGCUGCUGUUCUUCCUUUCAAUCUUCAUCUUCUUCAUCUCUCCACUUUCCAUUCCCAAUCUCUGUUCCAUUCAAAUUCCGCAGCAGAAGAUCAACUAACUCUGUUUCUGACGCUGCUUUUCCUGUUCCAUCUUCAGUGAUUAAGGUUGCUGCGACGGAUUUAUCUCUUGCGGUGAAGAAGAAAGCAGCAGAUGUAUCCCCUGAGCUGAAAGGGUCCUCCAUAUUUUUGAUUGGUAUGAAAAGCUCACUCAAAACCAAUCUGGGAAAACAGCUGGCCGAUGUAUUGCGAUAUUAUUAUUUUGACAGCGAUAAUUUGGUAGAAGAAGCAAUAGGUGGUGCAUCAGCUGCAAAAUCCUUCAAAGAGAGUGAUGAGACGGGCUUCUAUGACUCUGAGACUGAAGUACUUAAGCAAUUGUCGUCCAUGGGUCGACUAGUAGUUUGUGCUGGAAAUGGCGCUGUACAAAAUUCAACUAAUCUGGCGCUCCUGAGACAUGGGAUUACAUUCUGGAUAGAUUUGCCUUUAGAAAUUGUGGCUAGGGAUGUAACCGAAAACCCGACUCAAUUUCCUUCGUUUGAGAUAUCAACUUCAGGAUCUUACCCAGAGGUAAUGGAUGAACUGUGUGCUCUAUACAAUAAGUACAAAGAUGGAUAUGCUACAGCUGAUGCAAUUAUUUCACUUCAAAAAGUAGCUUCUCGGUUGGGUUAUGAAAGCUUAGAUGACAUUACAACAGAAGACAUGGCUUUGGAGGUUCUCGGGGAGAUUGAGAAGUUGACUAGAGUAAAGAAGAUGAUGGCAGAAGCUGCAAGACCAUUUUAAUCAACCCGACAAAUACUUCAGUUACGAAUUUCGGAAUUCUAAAAGCUCUUAGGGAGAUUGAGAAGUUGACAAGAGUAAAGAAGAUGAUGGAAGAAGCUGCAAAGACCAUUUUAACCAACCUGGGCCAUGCUUCCAUUUACCUGUCAUUUCAUUAUUCUAAAAGUAUUUUUGAAUUUGUUUACAUUUGAUCUUUGAUUAUUCGAAUAAAAUGAUACUAGUUUCAUUUCUAAAAAUAUAAAAUUACUCAUUCAUGUAAUAGUAAAUAUACCUUUUUAUAGUCAUUGUGAUUAAUUAA
Medicago truncatula (barrel medic) is the source of this 1887-nucleotide messenger RNA. Its product is annotated as probable inactive shikimate kinase like 1, chloroplastic. The record is from RefSeq and is a predicted model, not a curated record. Gene Ontology annotation, cellular component: cytosol; chloroplast. Lineage: Eukaryota; Viridiplantae; Streptophyta; Magnoliopsida; Fabales; Fabaceae. The transcript has 11 exons. Bases 708 to 1592 code for a protein of 294 amino acids.